AUGGGGAUAAAAGGACUUUGGGCGGAGGUACGGCCUGUCUGUCGUCAAUCCCACUUGUCUAGUUUCCGCGGCCAGCGGGUGGCUGUGGACAUGUAUGUAUGGCUUCACCGCGGUAUUCUAGGCAGUGUGCAGUUAAGCAGCGAUGCCGAUGUGGAGGCGUUUAUGGAAUCCACCGCCGAUUUAACAGGCACCACCGCUGGUGUAGAAAGUCUUGUUCAACUCAACACGAGAUUACUACAAUUUGUCGUGAGUCGCGUGGAACUCUUAUUAAGAUGUGGAAUUCAUCCUGUUCUUGUUUUUGAUGGAGCUCCUAUUCCUAUUAAACGCGAAACGGAGAAUGAACGUCAAAUGAAUCGAGCUGCACGGUUAGCAGAGGCUGUGCAAGUAUUAAAAGAUGGACCCGCAUCGAAUCCCCGAGCCCGACAAGAAGCCGCACAAUUAUUAGAAAAAGGAAUGGAUAUUACGACAGAAUUAGCCCAUGCGGUAAUUCAAGUAUUACAGGAACGUCGACUAGAGUGUAUAGUAGCCCCAUAUGAAGCGGAUGCUCAGUUAGCGUAUUUAUGUAAAGAGGGAUAUGUACAAGCUGUGAUAUCAGAGGAUAGUGAUCUUAUUGCCUAUGAGUGUCCAUGUUUAAUCGCCAAACUAGAUUUUCAUGGUAAUUGUGAAGUUUUAUCUUCACAGGAUGUACCACGAUGCCCAAGUUUUCAAGGGUUAUCAUAUAAAUAUUUUUUAGUGGGUUGUAUUCUCAGUGGAUGUGAUUAUUUACCCAAUUUACGUCAUAUUGGUGUAAAGAAGGCAUUUCGAUUGGUCGCUCAAGCCACUUCCAUCUCUAGUAUAAUGGAUACACUGAGUGUAAAGUUUGGAUUCCCAAAAGAUGAGUUAGUGAAGUAUGAAUCUAAACUACAACAGGCAUUUUACUGCUUUGCCCAUCACUUGGUAUUUGAUCCCAUUCGAAAGGAAGUUGUGCACUUCACGCCAUUACCAGAACGUGUUCCCUUUAAAGCCACACUUCUUGGGGAUUUAUUAACAAGAGAAAUGGCACAAAAGAUUUGUGGGGAAUGUUUAUAUGAUCCCGUCACUCGAACACUUUACCGCGGUUGUUAUCAAUACUGCGUACGGGAGUAUUGGAAACAAACACGGGGAGGACAAACCGCAUUAAAUACAUUUAACGGUUUUCAAGGGAUUCAAUCCCCGCGGGUAACGAUAACGUUAGGCUCAAACAACUCCGAUCGCACGGGUGAGCAGCACACAUCCCCAACAACCACAACCACAACACUCUUCUCAUCUCCACUGCAGAAGGUGGGAAUAGCGUCUGGGUUCUGCGCGGUUGGAAUGCGUGGAUCAACGGCAGUAGUGCGUUCAAAGUAUUUUACAAAAGGAAGAUGGAAAGUGGAAGAUUGGGAGGAUGAGACGAGCAGCCCCAGUAGUCCUACCCAAAGAACUACUACUACUACUACUACUACUACUACUACUACUACUACUACUACUAAUAACAACGAGUAUAAUAAUAAUAAUAAUGGUGAUGAAAAGAGUAAUCGUUAUAUUAGCAGUAAUGAACAAACUCAGAAUAGCAACACAAUGGAAGAUACAGUUUCUAAUAGGACGAAUAAGGAUAAUAGAUUAUCUCCUUCAUAUACUCCUACUGAAAGUUUUCCUAUACCAACAGAUUUGGUGUUAUCUUCUCUACAAACAAGUCCUCCAAUGAUGAAUGCCAUGCAAAAGAAGAGAAUAGAGACGAAUGAAGACUACUCCUAUGAUCCACCGGAUGCAUUAUCAUUAAUUUUACCUUCUCUCUCAAAAUUACCUCAAAUAACGACAGAGGAUCCCUCACGUGUAGGAGUUACGAGUAAUAAAACUCUAAACACAAAAGAUACAAAGGGUUCUCUUCAUAUCUGUAAACAAUGUGAUCAACGCCACUCUAUUUUUGAGGCUUGCUCUAUGAGGAAAAAAGGGUUUGAUUAUAUUAUGCAGGAUAAAGAGGAAAAUACGGUUAAUAAUAAUAAUAAUAAUAAUAAUAAUAAUAAUAAUAAUAAUAAUAAUAAUAAUAAUAAUAAUAAUAAUAAUAAUAAUAAUAAUAAUAAUAAUAGUAGUGAAAAUAAUGUUUCUCAAUUUUCUGUUGAUGGGAAGUUUCCUACCAAACGAGAAAGAGAGAUCAUAGUAAACCCUAAUAGGUUUCAACCAGUAUUUAGACCUCCCGCCUCUACAGAAAAAGGGACAAAUAAGGAAGAAAUAACUUCCUCUAUUGGGAAGAGAAAGAUGGGUUCGACUAGUUUGGCUUUGCGGAAGUAUAAUCAAGCACCUUCUGCGGCUGUAGAUGUGGAUGAUCUUAUUAAUGGUGAUGAAUUCAAAGAUAAUUCCAUUGCGGCUUCACAAGUUAAGGAUUCCACUGAAAGAACUGGAUUAGCUGCCAAACUAUUUGAGAGGUUGGCAUUUACAAAACAAUAG
Molecule: messenger RNA, 2445 nt
Organism: Trypanosoma theileri
Lineage: Eukaryota; Euglenozoa; Kinetoplastea; Trypanosomatida; Trypanosomatidae
Exons: 1
Coding region: 1-2445 (814 amino acids)
Molecular function (GO): 5'-flap endonuclease activity; metal ion binding
Source: RefSeq, a predicted model, not a curated record